This is a messenger RNA of Haliotis rufescens (red abalone), 1128 nucleotides long. RefSeq names its product low-density lipoprotein receptor-related protein 12-like. NCBI's taxonomy places the organism in Eukaryota, Metazoa, Mollusca, Gastropoda, Lepetellida, Haliotidae. The transcript is spliced from 4 exons. The record is from RefSeq and is a predicted model, not a curated record. The coding region runs from base 336 to 977 and encodes 213 amino acids.
GUGUCUUUGCAGCAUACGUGGAUUAUACCGUCCAUCACAUGAUGAGUGAUGGGACUAAAUGUGUCCACAGUGAGUCUGGGAUGAAGUGUUGAAUGUGAUGGUUAGCCAUGUUGAUAAUGAGCGGCAUUAUAUUGAUGCAGUGUUGAGAAUAUACGGAGACUAGGGUGUAGCUGUGUUUUGGUUCAAAUAUCUCGUUAAUUGUUUUGUCUUGGGGCUGUACAUUGGACUCCAAGCCGAACUGACGCUGAACGGUGUUGUGCUUGAGACGAGGCAGGAGGGAACAAGACAGUGCAGUUUGUUCUGAACGUUUGGAAAAAUUCCCAGUUUAGGACAAGAUGCCUAGAAUUGCAAUAACGUGCGUUGUCUUCAUCUGUUUCCUCCCGGGGAUGACACAUGUUUCAGGCUGUAGUUCAACGUUGACGGGGUAUUCCGGCUUCUUCACCUCACCCAACUACCCGGGAAACUACCCCUCCAACGCCGACUGCUACUAUACCAUCGACGCCGGCAACAAACCAAUCCGCCUCCUGUUUCUGGACUUCGGAGUAGAAGUAGGCUAUGACAUUGUGAAGGUAUACGAUGGCUCAAGCACCCUGCUGAGUUUGCUGGACGGUAGUCGGGGCAUGUAUGUUAUUGAACCGGCCACCCAUUACACAGUUCACUUUCAAUCUGAUGACCUCCUCAAUUACAGGGGAUUCAAUGCAACAUGGACAAUCUCCGCCACCGCACUAGCUUCUGACGUACCCGCUCUCGUGCACGGGCGCUGUAGCUACCAGGAAGACGUUGUGCGCCAGUCUUCAUCCGGGUUCUCUCUGAGUUACCUUGAACUGCUCAGCACAGUCACGAUCUUCGACUGUUUGUUUGUUUGUAGGGAAGACAGCUUAUGCACAGCCUUUCAUUACUUGAACCAAGGGUGUACCUUGUAUUUCAAUUUUGUCUGCAAUGAUACCCUCCCAGCUUUGCUGUAUGUGGGAAUGUGACGUGAUGCAUCAUUGUGGAGACGUUAAAAUAAAGCGACAAAACCCUUUCCAUACCCAAUAGAAAUAUCUGCAUGAAGCAGAAUCGAUUGUACGAUUCCGACUAUGUCAUUAGAAUGUGUUAAAAACUUUAUGAAUCACUAUCAAAUAGUAA